AUCGCCGGGCUCGUCUCGUCGCUGCGGCCUGGAGCGAGCGCCGCGAUGGCUCCGGCCGCCGACCGGGAGGGUUAUUGGGGCCCGCCGACCUCCACCUUGGAGUGGUGCGAGGAGAACUACGCCGUCUCCUACUACAUCGCCGAGUUCUGGAACACAGUGAGUAACCUGAUUUUCAUUCUACCUCCAAUCUAUGGUGCGAUUCAGACCUAUAAAGAUGGCCUUGAAAAACGGUAUUUAGCUGCAUAUUUGUGUCUCACAGCUGUGGGACUGGGAUCUUGGUGCUUCCACAUGACCAUGAAGUAUGAAAUGCAGCUGUUGGAUGAACUGCCAAUGAUAUACAGUUGCUGCGUGUUUGUCUACUGCCUGUAUGAAUGUUUCAAGUACAAGAACACAGUCAAUUAUCCGCUGCUUUUCUUGUUAAUAACAUACAGCUUCGUAGUCAGCAUAGUUUACUUAAAUUUGAAAGAGCCUGUAUUCCAUCAGAUCAUGUAUGGAACGCUAGUUUCCAUUAUAGUUCUACGAUCUGUAUAUAUAGUAUUAUGGGUAUACCCAUGGCUUAGAGGUCUGGGCUAUACAUCUUUAACUGUAUUCUUAAUGGGUUUUUUCCUCUGGAACGUGGACAACAUUUUCUGUGAUAAAUUGAGGGCACUACGAGAGAAGAUGCCUCCUGUUGUGGGAGCUGUGACACAGUUUCAUGCUUGGUGGCAUAUACUUACAGGCCUGGGCUCUUACCUUCAUAUCCUUCUGAGUCUAUACACAAGGACACUUUUUCUGAAACACAGGCCAAAGGUGAAGUUUGUUCUUGGAAUAUGGCCUAUUCUUCUUGUGGAGCCGCCCAAGAAGCUUUGACUGAGAUCUAGGCAGUUGCAUUCAACCACCUAGCCUGGCUGAAUAGAUUCAACAGUUGAAGUGUCAAAAUUAUGGAUCAAUUCAAGUACCACUGCUAUAAAAGGACUUCUCUGUGUUACUUGGUCUCCUAGCAAGGCCAAAGUGAAGAGUCGACACAUUAGGGAAAUAACAUUUAGUAUGGUUUUAUUCUAAGUUGUUAAAAAAAAAAAAGACACAAUAUUUUUAUGUAUAUAUUGUAUAGCUGAUGAUACUGAGCUAAUAUUUCGUGCUGGUCACAGAAAACUAACCAUUUUUGAAGUGGAUUGCAUACAUUUUUCGUUCAGUUGUUGUUCUUUCUGUGGUUUAAGCUAAUAUUAGUAACUGAAUGAUAAAAACAGGCCGUUGCUGGCCAAGCUAAGCAUCUGUGUGGCCUAUAGUGAACUGACUGCUUAAUCUGAACAACUUUAAUCUUGCACUUCUAUACAGUUAAUGAAGUAUAUAAUGAUUUAGGGCUUUAUUCUGUCUUGUUUCUCCACAGCCUCAUUAGCAAUUUAUAUUUUAAGCAAAAAAGGUUGGGAUACAUAGUGCCAUUUACUUUAUUUUGCACCAGAUUUCCAUUUUCUCUUUAGUCCAACUGAGAUGAACCAUGGAGGAUGUUCCAGGAUGCGAUCAAGAGAAGAUACUUAAGAUGGUGGAACCUUUAUAAGGGUUCUCGUUUGGUGUAUGGAACCUGAAUUCCUAGUUUUUGACCAGUAGUGAUCUGUCAGGAGUCUGCAGGGUCCGUUGGGUAACUGUACAUGUAAGUACAGUUUGGGCAUGUAAGUAUUACAUGCCUCUGUUUUCUCUCCCCAUAUUCCAUUCCUACUACAGAUUCACAACCACUUUAGAAAUAUGCUAAUGCAGUUUUGAAUUCAUGUCUUUCCCUUAUUUUGCAAGUCUUAAAUAUUGGUCUGACUUCCAAAAGCAUCUUAUUUUUCAGAAAUAUUGAACGAAGCGUAAAAAACAAGACUUACAUUGAGGAUAUUCCAAUAUAAAAUUGGCAGCUCUUUGAUUCUUCUUAAUCCCAUGAUGCAGUUACUCUGUGGAAAGAUUGAGAUCAUUCCUCGUGACCAUCUCUUCUAGAACAAAACCUUUGGGUCUUCACUGGGGACAAACCCUCUGGUUUCUGCAUAUUUUUUUCUACCUAGCCAAUCAAAAUCGAUAAGUAAGCAUAAAGAAAACAUUAAAACACAGUUUUUCAAAAGAUACCUCAUAUCAGAGGCUGUGGUUUUGACUUUCCAGACCUUGGGGUUACUUAUGGAGCCUGUUUCCCACAUCACAAAGCCCUGGCUAGCAUAAGUUUCCUUGCUUUGCUGAAAAGUCAGACUGAAGUCUGUAUUGUAGGAUCAGUGCUAACUAAAAUUGUCUCUUCUCUUUAAUAUGUGUUUGUUUCUGCUUGGAGCUUAACUCUAUCCUCCCUGUACGUUGGUAGCACCCCUAGUGAUGCGAAUCUCCAUGCAAAAUCAUGGCUCUUGGUCAUAGUGACUGACCCCUGACCCUUAGAAUUGAAUAGACCCAAACACAGCACUAGAAAAAGAUGCUUAAUUCUCGGUGGUGCAGUGAGGUUUAAGUACAUGCUGAGAACAGUGCAUUUCAACCUGUAAUCCACAAAUCACUAUAAGGGUCCCUGAAUGAUAAGUUUAAAAAAUAUCUGUUACCAGUAGGCUUUAGUUCCAUAGGCAAGGUCUGCCUCUGUGCUGGACAAUUGGAGGACUGAAAGAGGUUGAAACAACUAGCACAGAGGUAGGAAAAUGCUGUCUUGGAUCAGGUGCCUUUAAUUACCCAGAAGGAGUAUUUUUGGUAAAGAGAUUUGAGAACUGUUUUAAAAAUGUAGCUUAAAAAAAGUGCCUGCCUGUUCAUCUCCAGGUUCUCCCAAGCAUGCUGUUGCUUCUGCACACUAUGUUUGAUUUUUUUUUCCCGUUAUUUAGUGUGUUUACAUGCUUUCCUAAACUAAGGAAAAGAGCUCCAUAAUAGGAGUGGUGCAGCAACUAGAGAUAUGAACAGUCACUAGUGAUAUCUGCUUAGCAUGGUAUUAUUUUUUUUAAAAAAAAAAAGAACAAACAAACAAACCCUGUGUUUCAGUGGCCUUCAUGGAGCAUUUGGGGGAUCUGUUUGACUUAUCUGUAAUUGCAGUAACUAUGGUGUAGUAGGAAGCCACUUUCUUAGUCACAAGGCAUCCCUACAACAGUGUAUUUUAAAGAAGUUUAUUGAUUGUCUUACACACUUGCAACAAGGAGGUAUAUGUUUCUUUUCAGAUCUUGUUGAAUUAAGUUGUCAAGAUUUUUUUAUGCAAAUUGGAAGAGCUCUUGUAUUAAUAUUAUGCUGCUGCUAGAUUUUCGUUCAGAAAUCAUUUCUCACUUAACGUUUUUAUCUUAAAAAACAUUAUACAGGUUGGGUUGUUCUUUCAUUAUAAAUGACUGAAAUGUGCACACUUCUGCCACCUUUCCAGUAGUGUUUUUUUCAAGUUGUGUUAGUUCCUGAAGAAUGUAAUUUAUGUGUAUAUCCUUUUAAACAUAAAUAAUCUAAUUAUAGGUCUUUGGGUUUUCAGCCUUACUAAACUUGUAAGUGUUAUUGAAAGUGUGGCAAGCCAGUUUUAACUUUAUGUCACUGAAUUUCAGACUACCUUUUCUAGUGCCUGGAAAGAUGUAAAUCCUUUCUCCUGUAUUUUGUUAGAUGUCUGUUAAAUUGUUCUUUAUUUAUAUCACUUGUAUGAGGUGCUGUUUUUUCUAAGAUCCUUGGAGCAGCAUAUCCCAAACCUGUCAUGUACUACAUCUUUCAAGGUGGGUCAUCCUUGAUCCUGUAUUUUGAGUGGGAUAUAGUCAACAGCUACUUAAAAGGAAGUAGCAGGUGUCUUUUAACAUGAAUCCUAUAGCAUGUGUUGAACAGACUGAAUCACAGCAAUGAACUCUUCUGUUCCUUAACAUACGUGAAGAACCAGAAAAUUUGUCACCAUCUGACCAUCAGGUUGGCACAGAUCAGCAGCAAGUAGUUCUGCACACCAUGAUCUGAAAACUUCUUCCUUGGAAAUAACAGAAAAAUCUCACAAGGACUCUCACAGUGCAGGUCAACACCGUACCUUACUCCAGGAAUCAGGAUUUUCUGGAUAGAGCUCAAGACAGGCAUUAUCAACUGAGGAUGAGACAUGUUAAACAAAUCUGCCAUCAGGAAGAAUCUCAUCUGUGUUUUGAAGGCAGUGUUAGAAGCUGGCUAGCAGUAUUAGUCAUCUCUGGACCUCAUUUUAAUGCUCUUUCUUUUAGCACAAGGGAGAUACACUACCAGCAAGUGUUUAGAAAACUACCCUAGAGUUAGAAUUGGAAUAUGCAGUCUAUCACUUGCCGAUCUACCUCUGUCACGUGUUGUACAAUACCUGUGCCCUUAAUUACGUCUGCUUGUAAAGGGCAGACGUUAGAGCAGCCUAACUUAGGACAUUCAACCCCAGAGGUUUGCAACAGUAUUGUAUUGAUCUGUGGCUGAUUCUGUACACUCUCUAAAUGUAUUGCCUUGUCCCACGUCUCUGACUUUUAGGUUGCACUCGGUCCAUUUUCAUCUGCAUGCAGAAUUCUGACUGCUGUAGAAAGAGACAUGAGCAGAAGGUUUUUAGUUCAGGACAGCUGAAGUCUUUUUGGCAAUAUUGUUAAGUUGGAUUUAAUGCUAAGAUACAAACAUUGUACAGCUUUUUUUUGAUAUGUGACAUGUUAAGAGAUGUGAUGGGAAAAACAGUUCUAUAAUUAAUUUUAAUUCUUUUUUGAGCUAGUAUUGUGCUGUGUUUAUUCCCAGAUCUGUCUUAUUUGGCUGAAAGAAAAUUGUAUGAUUUGAAACACAGUUGAUUCUUUUUGGCUUUGGUGCAUAUGCUUCCAGCACCUAGUUCUUAACAGUUAAAUGACUUCUUCAGCUAGCUCUCCCAUGUGAAACUGAGCAACAGAAGAUCCCCCCAGUAUCACUUUAUGUUUCUCACAGUUAGUGCCACUUCUAGUUUGCAUUGAACAAUUUUGGUAGUACAGUUUUUAAAUCUGUUUCUCUCCAUGAAUGUAUUCUUGGCAUUUGAUGGCAGAUGAUGAAGUGAUUCAGUAAACACUAUUUAUUGGAAGGCAAACUGUAAUGAAGCAGCAUUGCUUUUGUCUUCAGUCGAGCUGUGAAUCUAGAAACACGUCUUCAUUUUGAUGGCCUGCAUGCCCCAUCAUUUUAAUUAACAUAUUCAGGUGAAACGAUUGGUUUACUUUAGAAAAACCCUCUCUCCCUGUCUACACUUUACAGUAGGCAGUGGGAGGCUUUAAAUGCAAAGUACUAUUUAACUGUGGGACCUUAUUAUGAACAAGGAUAAACGAUGGAAUCUUUAUUACCCAUGAGAAGUGAAAGCCAGAAGGAGAUUAAUAAAUUUUACAUGGAAAGAGAAUAACAAGAGAUUAAGCACAGAAUCCUGUAGACUUACGUCAGCCAUCCCUCUGAUGAUAACUGCACUUUUUAUGUACUUAUGUAACAAGCUUGAAUGUUCUGUUAUUUAUACAUUUAACUUCUAAUGCUGAUUCUGCACUCCUUUCCAUAGAGGUCAUGAAGACAAUAUAUCACAUUUGGUUCAUUAUAGAUUAUUCAACUGUUGUUUUGUGUGUGUGGAACAUGACAUAGAUUGUUGGAUACAUGAAAGAAAAUGUUUCUUACGCAUCUGGAGUUUUCUCUGCUAGCUUUGUUUGAGAGUCCAUAAUAUAACUACAGAGAAUAUACAGCGUAACUAUGAAGACUGCUUUGGAUUUUGUUUGUUCAGUGUCUUGCUCACAACUGCCUGCUGCUGCCAAGUGCCUGAUCUCUCUGUCACAACUUUUUCCCAGGAGUAGACUGUAUUUUCUCUUGGGACCCACAGGCAAGGUCCUUGGCAGUUGCUGGUUUGUGGGGUUUUUUUGUUAAAAGUGCUCCUACUGCAAGAGUGACCGUGCUCCACUUAACUACAUUUCUGGAAGGCAGCUAUGGCUGUCUCUGCUCGGCUCAAACCAUGUGCACAGCUUCCCUCCAUCCCAGAUGUUGUUGCAUCCUUUCAGACUUUGAAAGCUGGAUGAGGGAUUUAGCCUCACAGCUGCUGUUUAUUUUAGCAAGUAUAGCUCAGUGAGCAGCAGUUUGAGGGCACAGCAGUCAGUCAAGCACUUUAUGCAGAGCCCCAUUCUGGAGCUCCCAGCCAAAUACUCCAGGCAGUUUGUACGUGUAAUUUAGAAGGCAGAAUUGACACCUGAAUCUCUUGCUUUGCUUCAGAACUCUUCGUUUUUCACAUUUUGAAGGUGUUUAGAUUUGUUUUGUUUGAACAUGUAAUUGCAGAUUUAAGACAAGCCAGAUUCAGAAUCCAGCUAAUGCAAAACCUAAACCUUUUUUUGCAGAGUUGAAUACACACAUCUGUCUGAUGUUGAGAGCAGAGAGUUAAAAUUUUAAAAAUACAAAGUUAAAAACUCCCUGGAUUAUCUGCCCUUCAUCACCAAAAUAUUGAAGCAUAGUUGUAAGCACUAUCUCAACUUCAUCCUUCUUUCCCCAAACCCCUGGAACAUACUAUGUUCCUUCAAAGCAAAUGUUGACUAGAGAUGGGCUUUCACACAUGCACAUGACAAAUCAUGUAUCAAAUUGUUUCCUGAAGUAAAGCCUUGAUCAGUGGUUGUAAAAGAAUUUAGGCUGUAGGUAGUAUUGCUCCCUAGAUUUGGGAAGAAAGAAUCUCCAAGAAUAUGAACACUAGUUACUCCUUAGACUGAACAGAAACAGAUUUUUCUCUUGAUCUUCCAAAUUAACGCUGGCUAUUUGUUAACUAUUGAACUUAGCUUAAUGCACUGAUGAUGCCUUGUUUACUGUUUUAGGAAAUAACAUUUGUCCAGCUAUAACGGACAUGAAAUAGCCUGCUCAUUACGUGACCAAACUUUCUUACACUGACACUAUUACUUUUAAUGUAUUUCUUUUUUUCCGAAAUUCAGUAUAUUGUUGCUGAUAGGUAGAUACACUGUGACAGAUAAAUAGCAGCUGACUUGUAAAACACAGUGCAUUAAGCAAUGUUUAUUGAAAAUUUUGAUAUACUAAUUCUUCGUGCCAGACAAACUGGUAACUAACACUAGGCUUGUACGUAUCAGCGUAUCUCGUUUUGCAAAGCACAGUAGCUUUGAGAUAUUUAAUGUAUUUGAUUUGUUAGUCAUGUGGCAGUCAAGCACUAAUUUGUGUCUUUAUAGUUCAAAUUAUUAAAGAAUUUUGUUUUAAAUA
Molecule: messenger RNA, 7086 nt
Organism: Rhea pennata
Lineage: Eukaryota; Metazoa; Chordata; Aves; Rheiformes; Rheidae
Gene: ACER3
Product: alkaline ceramidase 3
Exons: 11
Coding region: 46-849 (267 amino acids)
Biological process (GO): phytosphingosine biosynthetic process; ceramide metabolic process
Cellular component (GO): endoplasmic reticulum membrane
Source: RefSeq, a predicted model, not a curated record